Molecule: messenger RNA, 969 nt
Organism: Drosophila nasuta
Lineage: Eukaryota; Metazoa; Arthropoda; Insecta; Diptera; Drosophilidae
Gene: Cbp20
Product: cap binding protein 20
Exons: 3
Coding region: 103-567 (154 amino acids)
Biological process (GO): mRNA cis splicing, via spliceosome
Cellular component (GO): nuclear cap binding complex
Molecular function (GO): RNA cap binding
Source: RefSeq, a predicted model, not a curated record
AUCGCUGUUUGUUCACCUCUAGCGUUUAAAUUGUUUUAUAUUCAUCUUUUUUUAGCUAUCGUGUUUAAAUUCAUUUAUACUUAAUUUUCUACGCUAUAUAAUAUGGCCACGUCCAUAGAAUUAAGUUCAUACCGUGAUCAGCACUUUAAAGGCUCACGCUCGGAGCAAGAACGCUCUUUGCGGGACUCGACCACACUUUAUGUGGGCAAUUUAUCAUUCUACACAACCGAGGAGCAGAUACACGAGCUCUUCUCACGUUGCGGCGAUGUGCGGCUUAUUGUCAUGGGCCUGGACAAGUACAAGAAGACGCCCUGUGGCUUUUGUUUCGUUGAAUAUUAUACGCGUCCCGAAGCUGAAGCUGCCAUGAGAUUUGUUAAUGGCACAAGACUGGAUGAUCGACUGAUUCGCGUGGAUUGGGAUGCCGGCUUCAUUGAAGGCCGUCAAUACGGACGCGGCAAAACUGGAGGACAAGUGCGUGACGAAUAUCGUACAGAUUAUGAUGCUGGCCGAGGCGGCUAUGGCAAAUUGCUCUCCCAAAAGAUUGCGCCCAACACUGAUAAUCGCUAGAGAUAAGAUUAUGUGCAGAAUCUGCGCCCCGACUAGAUAUACAAAAAGCAUAAAACAUUACGCAUAUAGUUCUUUUCUAAUUUCAUAUUGUGUUGUGUAUUCUCUACAUAGUUUUCUUUCCCAAUAUAUAAGAGUAUAAUAUAAUUGAAAGUGUAUUUGAUAUUUUUAGCGCUUUGGCCAGGCCACUAAUUGAUUAUUUGAUACCUUCCCAGGAAAUAGUAGUUAGUAUUCUCCAUAUAUUCGCCAUUUACUUCUUGCCAAUAUUGUUGGCCAGAGAGCAGCUUAAUCCAGUGCCAUCGGGUUCCACAUUCAAUUCCUUAACCUCGCCAUUCUGGACAACCAUCGAGUAACGCUUGGAGCGCACACCGCCCAGCGGUGGCAAAUCGAUGGUCACAUCCAAAG